Molecule: messenger RNA, 708 nt
Organism: Prorocentrum cordatum
Lineage: Eukaryota; Dinophyceae; Prorocentrales; Prorocentraceae
Source: the annotation of a GenBank genome assembly
AUGUUCGCAGGCUCCGCGCCCCCCUCCCCCCCCCCCAGAGUGCUCAACGGGAAGAGCUGGACUGGCAUGUCGGAGGCGUUGGCGGACAUCUGCUUCCUCGAGCAGGUCCAAUGCAUUGCUGCGAAGGCACGCGUUGCUUGGAUGGCCCGCCGAGGCGAACUCUCAGAUGACCAGAGGAGAAGGAUGGCGUCGACAUCAGCUGCAUCAUGCAGAUGCCCUGACAACAAGCAGCGACAGCAGCAGUUGGCCAGCAUCGGUGAGGUGGGCGUCGGUGACGAGACUGGGCAACCGUCGCCGUCCGACAGCGCCGAUGGCGACCGCGCCCAGACCAAAGCUUACUGGAAAGCUGCAACGGACCUCUUCGUUGAGCGGCACGUCGACGCCCUGCCAAUGCUGCAGGUGGUCACGGUGAAGUUGCAGAAGUUGCUGGGGCGCCACAUCGACAUGAGCGGAGUGAUUUGGGAGAGCCGUCAGCGAGUUCGAGCCUUUCGGGGUGGCGUUGCGCAGGAGUUCGACGUUGCUCGACCGCUUGCUCGGGAGUGCCCGCUAGUGAAUGCAGCGCUGAGCAAACUUGAGAGUCGUUUCGGUGGCGAAUGUGAGCUUUUGAUGUCUUCAGAUGAGCCCUGGGCAAGUUUGCAUCCGCAAGUUUACAUUCAGUUUUUUUCGGCGCGUUGGCGUUCAGGCUGGUUCUGCGGAGCAAGGCCAUAG